This is a messenger RNA of Rotaria socialis, 2277 nucleotides long. The record is from the annotation of a GenBank genome assembly. Lineage: Eukaryota; Metazoa; Rotifera; Eurotatoria; Philodinida; Philodinidae.
AUGACACAAAUAUUAUCGUCGAAUUACGAAACAGUCGAUGAUGUAUCGUUAGCGCUAUUAUCGAAAUCAACCUAUUUUGAGAGUACAGUUCUGAUUUGGUUUGAUCCAAAUAUCGGAUCACAUGAAGAUACUGCAAAAACGAAACAACAGCUUUGUCGGAUCCAUGAUAAUGUAAUUUUUGUGACCGAUCUUGAUCGUUGCGUUACACUGAUUCAAUCCAAUAAUGCAGAAAAAAUCUUUUUAAUUCUGUCGGGAUCAAAAGCAGGACAAAUUCUAUCGCAAACGCCUUCUUGCCGUCAGAUCGAUUCAAUUUUUAUUUUCUGUAUGAAAAAACAUCGAUACGAAAAUCUAUUAAAUGAAUAUGCAAAAAUCAUUGGAAUUUUUAGUAAUCUUAAUGAUUUAUGUUUAUCAAUUAAACGACAAAUCGAUCUCAAUAAUAAACAAACGCAAACAUUUUCAAUUUAUGACCAAGAAGAAAAAUCAAUAAAACGCUUAACUAAAGAUUCGGCUGCAUUUAUUUCAUUCCAACUUUUCAAAAAUGUUAUUUCUUCUCUUCCACGCAAUGAACAAUCAAAAAAACAAAUGAUUCAAAUAUGUAAACAAUAUUAUCGUCGAAAUACAAAAGAAAUGACGUUGAUCGAAGAAUUCGAAAAGAAUUAUCAAUCAAGAGACGCAAUACGUUGGUAUUCGAAACAAUCGUUUGUUUAUAAAUUAAUCAAUAAAGCACUAAGAACAGAAGACACUGAUCUUCUUUACACAUUUCGAUUUUUCAUUAACGAUCUCUCGGAAAAUCUUAAAUAUGAACAUGAAAAAAUAUUAAUGUCAGAUGAAAUCGUUUUAAAUGUUUAUCGCGGAGUUAAACUUGACAAAAAAGAAUUUGAUAAACUAAAAGAAAAUCAAGGAAAAGUAAUUUCAGCAAAUGGAUAUUUAUCAACAAGUCGAAAUAGAUCAUUAGCAGUACGUUUUGCCAUGAAACCAACAAAACGACGCGAUACGAUUCGUGUUUUAUUCGAUAUUCAAUGUGAUCUUGAACAACUGGAUAAGAACACUAUUUUUGCUGAUAUCAGUGAAUUUAGUCAAUAUCCGCGUGAAGAAGAAGUUUUAUUUGAUUUAAAUGCUUGUUUUGUAAUUGAAUCUAUUGAAGAACAGGGACCAUUACAAAUCAUUAAAAUGAAUCUUUCAAAUGAAGUAGAAAAAAUAACCAAAGAUUAUCUUAAAUUAACUCAAAAUGAAACUGGAGAAAUUAAUGUUUCGAUUAUUUUCGGAAGAUUAUUAUGUGACUUAGGUGAAUAUGAUAAAUCACAAAAAUAUUUUGAACAAUUAUUAAACGAUUCGAUUGGUGAAGAUCGUGCUUGGAUUGAAUUUAAUAUUGGUCGAGCUCUUCAUUUCAAAGGUCAAUUGAAAGAAGCGCGAAAGUAUUUUGUUCUCGCCUAUGACCAAAUGAUGAAGAAUAAGCCGACAAGAAUUGGACAUUCUGCUCAAGUUCUUAAUCAGUUUGGUAACAUUUUGUCCUACCAGGGAAAGCGUGAUGAAGCUCUUGAUUAUCAUCAUCGAGCAUUGAAAAUGCGAGAGGAAUUCUAUCCAUUUGGUCAUGUUGGUAUUGCUACUAGUCUUAGCAAUAUUGGUCUUAUUCUCAAAAAUCAAGGAAAAUAUGAUGAAGCGCUCGAUUGUCAUAGAAAAGCACUGAAAAUUCUCGAGGAAUUCUAUCCGCCUGGUCAUGUCGAAAUUGCUAGAAAUUUUAAUAAUAUUGGUCGUAUUCUUGAUAUUCAAGGAAAUUACAAUGAAGCUCUCAGUUAUCACAAGCGAGCAUUGAAAAUUUACAAGAAAUUUUAUCCAGCUGGUCAUGCAAAUAUUGCUAGAAGCUUUAACAACAUCGGCCGUAUUCUCAAUAAUCAAGGUAAAUACGAUGAAGCGCUCGUUCAUCAUCAACGAGCGUUGAAACUUCGCGACAAAUGUUAUCCAUCUGGCCAUAUGGAAACAGCUCAAAGCUUUAACAAUAUUGGUCUUACUCUUAAAAACCAAGGAAAGUAUGAUGAAGCUCUCGAUUAUCAUCAACGAGCGUUGCAAAUUCAAGAGAAAUUUUAUCCAUCUGGUCAUGUUGAUAUUGCAGGCAGCUUGAACAGUAUUGGUAUUUGCUAUGAAAAUCAGAAUAACCAAAAAAUGGCACUUCAAUGUUAUCAGCGUGCACUGACUAUGCAUGAGAAGUUUCUUUCGAUUGAUCAUCCAGAUAGAAAGAUAACAGAAAGUUACAUUCGUCGACAUAGUGGAAAAAAUUGA